Cynara cardunculus var. scolymus (artichoke) is the source of this 1757-nucleotide messenger RNA. Its product is annotated as type I inositol polyphosphate 5-phosphatase 10-like. Gene Ontology annotation, biological process: phosphatidylinositol dephosphorylation. The transcript has 11 exons. Gene Ontology annotation, molecular function: inositol-polyphosphate 5-phosphatase activity; phosphatidylinositol-4,5-bisphosphate 5-phosphatase activity; phosphatidylinositol-3,4,5-trisphosphate 5-phosphatase activity. Bases 108 to 1583 code for a protein of 491 amino acids. NCBI's taxonomy places the organism in Eukaryota, Viridiplantae, Streptophyta, Magnoliopsida, Asterales, Asteraceae. The record is from RefSeq and is a predicted model, not a curated record.
AGAAGCAGAAUGAUUUAAGGAGAAAAAAAUUCAGAAGUUGGAAAGUACAGAAUGUUUUUCAGUUGAGCAAUUGUGAUUCUGGAUUCUGGAUCAUACUUAUAUGAAAAAUGUCUGGAAAAACUGAUGAAAUUAAAAAGUCCUUCAUUCAUAAAAUGCUGUCAAUGAGGCUAAAUAAUGGAGAUGAAGGGAAAGCAUUGAAAAAUUCUUUUGAUCCCACAGAAAUUCCAGUUGGUAGAAGGAUUGGUGCAUUGGAUUGCUCCAAUUUGCUAGGAAAUUCAAUGGCUGUUAGUCAUGAUGUGCAGUCUCUCAGCGUGUUCACGGCAACAUGGAACGUAGGGGGGAAAUCUCCUACUAGUGAUCUUAAUCUUGAUAACCUUCUUCAAGUCCAUUGUCAAUCCGAUAUAUACAUUCUUGGUUUUCAGGAAAUAGUCCCUCUUAAUGCCGGAAAUGUCUUGGUCAUUGAGGAUAACGGUUCUGCCGCAAAAUGGCUAUCGUUGAUCAGUCAGUCUCUCAACAAAUCAUCUAAUACCGAUUAUUAUCCACCAAAUAGAACAAAUACAAAUUCCAGUUCUUUUGAGAGGAAGCAUAGUGGCAGCGGCUCGCUGUUCUUGCAAAGAACAUCCCUUAGAGCGGCCAGCAGAGCCUUCCGAUCAGAGAGUCGAAGAAGGUUUAAGAGUUGCAACUGCAGCAUUGUCGAGUCUGAAAGGAAAAGCUACGGUAGAGAGUCAUGUUUUACAUGUCAAAAGUCAAAGUCAAACAAUUUCGACGAUCCCUCUUCGUCAGAAGAGGAUGAUACCCUUACCACGAAUGCCGUGGCUGCCGAUGUUAGCACUCCUGCGCCAACUGGCAAGAACCAACAUUUGAGAUACAGUCUUAUAAAGAGCAAGCAAAUGGUCGGAAUCUUUGUCACGAUUUGGGUGAAAAAGGAGCUCAUUCCACACAUAGGCCACUUGAGAACUUCUUGCAUAAGCCGAGGGAUUUUGGGUUAUCUCGGGAAUAAGGGUUGUAUCUCGGUGAGCAUGACCUUCAAGCAAACGAGCUUUUGCUUUGUGUGCAGUCACUUGGCGUCAGGAGAGAAAGAAGGGGACGAGCUUCGUAGGAAUCUAGACGUUAUAGAGAUACUUAAAAGCACACAGUUUCCAAAGAUCUGCAGAACCCCCAACCCGAAUGUGCCUGACAAGAUUUUAGAGCACGACCGCAUCAUUUGGUUAGGGGAUUUAAACUAUCGGAUAGCUCUUAGUUACCAUGAAACCAAGAAAUUUUUAGAGCAGAAUAAUUGGGAUCCCCUUCUUAAUAAGGAUCAGCUUAAGAUCGAAAGGGAAGGUGGGAGAGUAUUCGACGGUUGGAAAGAGGGGAGGAUCUCCUUUCCGCCAACGUACAAAUACUCAUACAACUCGGAUUCGUAUGCUGGAGAGACCAUAAAAUCGAAGAGCAAGAGGAGAACUCCAGCAUGGUGUGACAGAAUACUGUGGUACGGGGAGGGGAUCCAUCAGAAGUCGUAUACACGUUGGGAUUCGCGGUUUUCAGAUCACCGGCCCGUCUGUGCAACAUUUUUAGUAUUUUUGCAUAAUCAAAGGGAAUAAGAAGACCGACUGUGGGUGCUGACUAGAAACGGAUGCUCGAGAGUUUUGACCAGUCGAUAGACGCAAUGAAACGUAAUAAUCAACUCAAGUUCCUGUAACUGUACAUAGCAAUAUUCUUACAAUCACUAUACCAGAAGAAGAAAGAAAUGAAAUAAAAAUUUGCUUUUUGCAGUA